AUGCCCAAAGACAACAAGGGCAAGUCCGCCGUCCGAGGCGGCGAAGAAGCCUCCACCUCCGACUCCACCUCCCGUACAGCCAGCAAACCCUACCAGAAGAGAUCUGCGCCAUCUUCCUCAAAAGCCAAAUCUCAGCAUCCCGCCAAAAACCCCCGCUUUGACAAACCACCACAAGCAUCCUCGUCCUCUGGUCUCCCCGGUGCAUCCAAAAUCAAAUCCUCCAUCAGACAAACAAAACGUCUUCUAUCCAAACCUAACCUCGCACCAGGAACCAAAAUCGAAGCUGAACGACGUCUUAAAUCCCUAGAAGCCGAUCUUGAAGCUGUCUCCCGUAAACAGGUCGAAAAGCACCGCGCAUCACGCUAUCACAAAGUCAAGUUCGUCGAGAGGCAAAAGCUUGUUCGUCAAAUCGCAAGGUGUAAGCGCAAUCUCGCACGCCUCGAAAGCGGCAAGUCGAAAGACGACUCCGACUCGGACGCUGGUAGUGACGAUGACGACGAAGAGCAGCGGGUGAAAGAGUCAAAGAUGAACAAGUCAGAGUUGGACGAGAUGUUAGGAUGGCUAAGAGAGUUGUUACACUAUGUGGUACAGUAUCCGGUGGAUUUGCGAUAUGUUGCUCUGUUUCCGAACAAGGCAGAAGGACCAGCACCGCCAAAUGCUAAGGAGCAGGAUAAGAGUGGACAAAAGGCGUAUGAGCAUUUGGUCAGGGUGAAGAAGGCGAUGCAGGAUGGGAAGUUGAGUGGGGAGCCAGAGGUCGAGUUGAGUAGUAAGGAUAGGCCACGGACGAAGCUUGCUAGUGCCAGUAGUAGUCGCGUGAAUGGUGGAAAGAACUCGGUUGAGCAGAAGGGUGCGAAGGCGGAUAAGAACAAGCGCAAGAAAGAUGAGGAAAGCAGUGCUGAUGAGUCGGAUGAUGAUGAGGAGGAGGAUGCAGGUGGUGUCAAGGGUGAUGACUUCUUUGCACAGGACUCGGACGACGAGUGA
Messenger RNA from Ustilago hordei, 981 nucleotides. RefSeq lists its product as uncharacterized. The record is from RefSeq and is a predicted model, not a curated record. Gene Ontology annotation, cellular component: preribosome, small subunit precursor; nucleolus. Lineage: Eukaryota; Fungi; Basidiomycota; Ustilaginomycetes; Ustilaginales; Ustilaginaceae. The coding region runs from base 1 to 981 and encodes 326 amino acids. Gene Ontology annotation, biological process: maturation of SSU-rRNA from tricistronic rRNA transcript (SSU-rRNA, 5.8S rRNA, LSU-rRNA). The transcript has a single exon.